This is a messenger RNA of Orbilia oligospora ATCC 24927, 1656 nucleotides long. RefSeq lists its product as uncharacterized. Bases 1 to 1656 code for a protein of 551 amino acids. Gene Ontology annotation, molecular function: protein binding. The transcript is spliced from 5 exons. NCBI's taxonomy places the organism in Eukaryota, Fungi, Ascomycota, Orbiliomycetes, Orbiliales, Orbiliaceae. The record is from RefSeq and is a predicted model, not a curated record.
AUGUCUUACUCCAAACUAGAAUCUCUCCCAGUCGAGAUCUCUGUCCAAAUUAGCUCCCUGUUAAAACGAAGGGAUUUAUGCAGUCUGGCUCGCUGUAGCAGGAUCUUGAACGCGCACUAUGCUCCAGAACUAUACAGCACAAUUGUUACCAAGAGCGACCGAGGGACUCAAUACCGUGCAUUGAUCCGCAGGAAUGGAGGCUUUCUUCACUAUACGCAGGAUGUUUGCAGUUACAUCAAGAGUCUCAUUUUCAUGAGCGAGUGUCCUCGAAACGAACAUGAAUUCGCCGAUGAGACAAUGUAUCCGCUGUUGAAUAGAAUUUCCCGAAGUGGUUCACUUCGGCUUCUGCAUUGGAAUAUGACCCAUGGCACAGUACCAACAUGUGUUUUGCAAGCCGGGUCCUUCAGUAAGGGUCUUGUGACGUUAUCGAUUGACCUGGGGAACCCAAUUCAACUGGCCCGAGGCACUUACCAGAAUAUUGGAUGUCAAUCAAUCCGCAAAUUGAGCCUUCGCAACAUAUACAACCAUCCAAAAAAUUUCUUAAUCAUCUACAAUUUCGUCAUAACCGCAGAGAGUUUAUCUCAUCUUGAAUUACAGUUCGUACCAUCACGCACAGAAUUUGGAGCCUUACAGCAAACCUUAGGGAGUGAGGACCAUCCCCCGUUUGAGGACGAGGAAAUCCAGGCACAGUUUGGAGCUAUGAGCUCUCUUCGAGAGCUCUUCCGCGCCACCAUAUACGCUCCAUUGUCGCGCUUGCAUAGACCCUAUUCUAUCGCCAUCCAAUACGCCCCUGUGACGGAAGAUUUGGCUCUUUGUGCCGAUUCACAGAAGAUCCGGGACUUAAGUCUACGAUUCUGCACCGAUUUAGGGGAAACCGAUCUCCAGUGCUCGCUUCAAUUAUUUAGAUCAUUGCGACCCGGCCUGGAGACCCUCGUAUUCAUUUCACUCUGCAAAGAGUUCAGCCUAGAAAGAUUAAACGACCAGGAAUCGCGAUCCCCAUACUGCAUAUAUGCGGACGUGAUCAAUAAACAUUCGGGUUCCCUAAAGAACAUCGCUUUGCAUGAAUCUGCGGGAACUGGGAUUGAAAGAGAACAACUCUAUCCCGGAGAUUCUAUUGUCGCUAGAGCUAAGGCUCUCCUUCCAGCCCAAGUUUCCUUAUCCGUUAAGACCGAUAUCACCCAGGCCGGACCUAUUCUUGGUGCUCCCGCACUCCCACCUAAUUUUGAUCGAAGAAUUGAGUUCUCAGCCGAGGAUAUUUCUUCCUUCAGUUUCAGUACAUUGGAAAUACUCCAUGUGGUUCCCCACAACUGGGCUUUCAUAACGGAAAUGAGGCUGGCGCAAGAAUAUGACUUCUCUAUCGACCUUUUACUGAAGAAUGCCGCCAACGAUCUCAUUCGUAACUAUAGGCAAUUUGGAACAGCUUCACCCGCGCUCAGCUACCUUGUUAUUGGCGUCAAAGGUGAAAAGGAGCUGGUAUUUAGAGUUCGUUGGACCCCAAGAUCUGAUCGUGGGGACUAUUAUGAAUGGGAACCAUUGCUAUCCGUUGAAAAUCAGGAGAGGUAUAUGGCAACCCUACAGGGGUGCUCCAUUUUUGAGUUAUAUCCAAGAGUACUUUUCGAACCAACCCACGGCGUCAAUCGUCCAUUCAAAGGCUGA